UGCAGGAGAAGUUUAAGAAUAGACCCUGGUUAUUGGAGGAUGAAUCAGGUCAGUCUCAGUUCCAUGGUCAUCCUGAGGGUGCACAAUCAGCAACCUACUACCUACUAAUGUUGCAGGGUAGAGAAUUUGUUGCCAUUCCUGCUGGUUCCUGGUACAACUUCAACAAAGUUGCACAGUACAAGCAGCUUACUUUGGAAGAAGCAGAAGAAAAGAUGAAUAACAGAAGGAAAACUGCUGAUGGUUACCAAAGAUGGAUGAUGAAAGCAGCAAGUAAUGGACCUGCUGCCUUUGGAGAAGCUGGAAAAUUUGAUGACAAGGAAAGUGGAGCUGGUGGUGGGAGGGCAAGGAGAAAAUCUGGUGAUGAUGAGGAGGGCAAUGCGUCAGACCAAGGAGAAGAAGAUGAAGAAGAGGAGGCAGCUAGGAAACGUAGAUCAGGACUCAACAAAAAAGGGGGUGAUGAUGAUGAAGAGGGACCCAGAGGUGGUGAUCUUGAUCUGGAUGAUGAUGAUAUUGAAAAAGGUGAUGAUUGGGAGCAUGAAGAAAUUUUCACAGAUGAUGAUGAAGCUCCUGGAAAUGAUCCGGAGGAAAGGGAAGAUUUGGCUCCUGAAAUCCCCGUUCCUCCGGAAAUUAAGCAGGAUGAUGAGGAUGAGGAUGAAGCUGAUGGGGAAGGAGGAGGGGGUUUGAGCGAAUCAGGUAAAGAGUUGAAGAAAAUUCUAGGAAAAGCUAAUGGGAUGAAUGAAUCAGAUCCAGAGGAUGAUGAUGACGAUGAUGAGGAAGAUGAUUUCUCAUCACCUGUAUUGGCUCCAAAGCUGAAAGUAACUCCAAAAGAGGAUCAAGCUGAGACCAGCAGUCCAGGGAAGCCACAUGGUUCGAGUUCCACUCGAGCAGGCUCAUCAGCUUUGAAGUCAACGAAGGGUAAAAGAAAAGCCAGUGUGGAUGAACCAAAAUCUGCAAAUGUUGCUGCUUCAAAAAAAGCGAAAACAGAAACGGAAGUGAAGCCAGUGAAAGAAGAAGCUAUUCCACCUGCUGCUAAUAACAGUAGCAUCCCCAACAGUUUGACAUCAUCAUCAUCUUUGACCCCACAGCCACCUGCAAGAACCGCUCCAACACCAGUGACUGAAGAUGAAAUUAGAGCUGUUUUGCUGCAGCAAAGGCCAGUUACCACUCAGGAUCUUGUCAACCAAUUUAAAUCUCGACUGAAAACAAAAGAGGACAAGAACACUUUCGCAGCUGUAUUGAGGAGAAUCUCCAGGAUACAGAAGACCGAAACUGCUAAUUAUGUAGUCUUGCGAGAGAGGACUAACCAGUAAGGCCAGAGUUGUGGUUUUCACUUGAUGAGUUCUCCAACCUCAACUGAUGAUAUUAGCGCAAGAUGCAAGAGGGUCAAGCAUGAAGUACUCUUUGUUUUUUGUAAAAAAAAAACAUUAUGGAGAGUAAAGAAAUGGACAAAGAAGGAAUUAACUUUGACUUUAUACAUGCAUUGCAUUUUUUUAAAUUUCAGUUGGUUAUUGCAACUUUAAAUCUCAACAUACAGAAUGAAUGUUGCUUUGUUAUCAACUUUUUGAUUGCAGGAAAAUAAGUUGUCUCAAAUGAUUUCAAUAGUUGAUGUAUACAUAUUACCCUAAAA
This is a messenger RNA of Cuscuta epithymum, 1627 nucleotides long. Lineage: Eukaryota; Viridiplantae; Streptophyta; Magnoliopsida; Solanales; Convolvulaceae. The record is from the annotation of a GenBank genome assembly.